Messenger RNA from Trichosurus vulpecula (common brushtail), 4695 nucleotides. It is a transcript of the gene ENPP5, whose product is annotated as ectonucleotide pyrophosphatase/phosphodiesterase family member 5. The record is from RefSeq and is a predicted model, not a curated record. The coding region runs from base 179 to 1603 and encodes 474 amino acids. The transcript has 4 exons. Lineage: Eukaryota; Metazoa; Chordata; Mammalia; Diprotodontia; Phalangeridae.
GAGCCCAAGUUCAUUCUCUAGAGCAUCAGCUCCCACCCCCACCCUUCCCUCUUUCAGCUGAUUGACAGAAAGUCUGGCCACUUCGGACAGCUCCUUCCUUUAAGCCUUGGGGAAGGUGGGUCGGGACGGGUCAGGUGCAGUGCCGAGCGUCCGGAAACCAGCAGAUUUUUUUUGGAAAAUGGAUUCAAAAUUCUGCCUUGUGUUUUUCACACUCUCUGCAUUAACAUUUUCAAUCACAUUUUCUCACCAACAAGAUGAGCAGAAAGUUCUGCUUGUUUCUUUCGAUGGAUUCCGUUGGGAUUACAUCUACAGAGUCCCCACACCCCAUUUUGAUUUCAUCAUGGAGCAUGGUGUUCAUGUCAAGAAAGUUACUAAUGUUUUUGUUACAACUACUUAUCCUAAUCACUACACUUUGGUGACUGGUCUUUACCCAGAGAGUCAUGGCAUAAUUGCCAAUGACAUGUAUGAUUCUAUCUGGAAUGAAACCUUCUCCUUGGAAGACAUGAAGAUCUAUGAUUCAGAAUUUUGGGAAGAGGCAGUUCCAAUAUGGAUUACAAAUCAAAGAGCCGGCCAUGACACUGGUGCUGCAAUGUGGCCUGGAACGGAUGUAAAAAUACACGAAGAAUUUCCUACUUAUUAUAUGCCUUACAAUGAGUCUGUUUCAUUUGAAGACAGAGUGGCAAGACUUAUUGAAUGGUUUAAAUUAAAGAAACCUAUAAAUCUUGCUCUUCUUUACUGGGAGGAUCCCGAUGAGAUGGGCCAUAAUCUAGGUCCUGACAAUCCACUCAUGGACUCUGUCAUUUCUGAUAUUGACAGUAAGUUAGGAUACCUGAUCAAAGAGCUGAUGAAAGAAAAGUUGUGGAAUACCUUGAACUUAAUUAUCACAAGUGAUCAUGGGAUGACACAGUGUUCUGGGGAAAAGAUCAUAGAACUUGACCGAUAUGUUGAUCCAAAUGACUAUUUUCUGAUAGACCAUUCACCAGUUAGAGCCAUUUUGCCAAAAAAAGGUAAAUUUGAUAAGAUUUAUGCAGCACUGAGUAAUGCUCAUCCUAACCUGACUGUUUACAAAAAGGAAGACAUUCCAGAAAGAUUUCAUUACAAGCACCAUCAUAGAGUUCAACCCAUCUUGAUAAUGGCUGACAAAGGAUGGACCAUUAUACAGAAUAGAUCCAAUUCAUUCAUGUUAGGUAAUCAUGGUUAUGACAAUGAAUUUUCUGAUAUGCAUCCAUUGUUCUUGGCCCAUGGUCCUGCUUUCAAGAAGAAUGUUUCAAAGGACUCCAUGAACUCAACAGACCUGUACCCGCUGCUGUGCCAUAUUCUUGACAUUCCUCCAAUGCCACACAAUGGAUCACUGGCAAAUAUAGAGGAACUGCUUUCUGAAACAGUCCCCACAGUGAUUCCACAUAGUAUGAAGACUCCACAGAGCAAUGAGAACCGAAGGAUUUAUAAGCUGCAGUCAUAUGCAUACUUUGUGGGAGUCUUCCUUGGUAGCAUGAUAGUGAUUGUGUUUCUUCUAGUAUUUGUUAAACAUUUAACUCACAGCCAAAUGCCCACCAUACAAGAGCGGAAUGCUGAAAUAGCUCAGCCAUUGCUAUGGUCUUAAGAUUGCUUAAGAAUGGAGAUUUUUGUAGUUAAUUGUUUGUUGUUAAAAAAAAAAGUGUGAUUCCAGGAAACCAACUUCAGAAUUUGCAUAGAAAGAACAUACAGUGCUUUCACACACUCACGCACACACACAUACACACACACGUACAGCACAUAUGUACCACAUACAUACAUACAUACAUGCAUACACACACGUGCAUCACAUAUGUACCACAUACAUACACACACACACAAACUUAGACGAAAGUUCACAGUGCCGUUUACCUGCAUGAGAUUAAAAAUAUAACUAAGAGCAUGUCUUAACUUUACUCUUUAACCUUGGAGGAGAUUAAUAUCCAAUGUUAGAUGAACUGGAGACAUCUUAGACAUGUGGUGACUUUUAAUCCUUAUAGAUACCUCACUUUCGAUUACUCUUAAAAGAAAAUGAGUUUUAUUUUUAAAAAUAUAAAUUUUAAAAAUUUCAAUGCACUUUAUAGACUGCUGAGUCCUAACAUUUAGUGAACUGAUAAAAGAGAACUCUUCGUGCCGCUCCCUAGUAGACACUGCAUUUUCCCUGUUAUAAGAAGGGGGUGUGAUUCUUUGCCUCUAAGAGAGAUGCAGAGGUUGCUUCAUAACCAUGUAAUACAUCUCCUUAAAAGUAAGGGGACAUAUGUUAAGUGAAAACUGUCCUCGGCUAAUUAGGCCUACUUUAUACCAUGAAUGCACCUCAUCACAGGCUCUCUAAAGCAUAUGAUUCUCAUUACACUUUUAGACAACGCUUCAUAUGAAAGAGUAGCCAGAAAGUUUACUUUAAAAGCAUCUCUUUCUACUAUGAACUACUUUUAAUCAUUUUCCAUUUAACAGUCUCACUCUGAUUACCUUCACAAUUCCAACGUCAAGUUCAUUGUAGUCUCUGUUAUUAACUGAAAUAUAUAGAUAAGCUAAGGGGAACUUAGUAUUCUGGAGUUCCGGCUCUUUGAUGUUAUUCUUGGAGUAUCUGAUUCUUUUAAAAAAUAUUACUAUUAACUAUAUAAAACCUAAUAAGGCGAAAGUAGGACCUUUCUCUUCCUAAAAUGGGAUACAACCUAUACAAGCACCUUUCAUAUAGGCAUUUACACAACCAGUAUACAAAGUAUAUAAUUAGUAGAGUUAUGCUGUACUAUUGCUAUGCUUAGAGGCAGGGUGGCAUAGUGGAUAGUGAGCUGGCCUUGGAGCCCCAAAAGCCUGGAUUCAAGAUCUGCUCCUGAUGUGUACUGGCUGGGUGACCCAAGGCAACUCACUAAACCUCUCAGUCACUUUUUUUUUGGCCAACUUAAUAACUCUUAAAAAACUUAAGUAAAAAUAAUACAAUGACCUCAUCUGAAAAUACAUGCAACAUUUUACACCUGUGUCGUCCUUCCACUCUAAAAAAAAAAAACUAGAAACUUAUUUUUUCUCCUUCUCAUCUCUAACUCAUUAAAAAAAGGAAUUUUCUUCUAACAAAUAUGCUUACUCAAGCAAAACAAAUCCCUUCAAUAGCUAUGUACAAAAAUAUAUCUAUGAAUCAUUCUGCACCCCACAAGUUAUCAGCUUUCUUUAAUGGAUGGUGAAUUUCACUGUUGGUCUUCUGAAAUCAUGAACAGUCAUUGUAAGGAUCAUAGCUCUUACAGCUUAUGAAGGUGCCUGUUUUUAGAAUUGUUGUCAUGGUAGAAUAAUGAUUCUCUUGGUUUUGCUCAUUUCAUCCUCCAGUAGCUUAGAAAAGUUCUCAAAAUUGUUCACUCUCCAAGAUCAUAAAUUGUGGAGAAGUUGCCUACCUGCAAUGCUUGAGGCUUGAGUUCCUUUAUUAGAUAGUUCCUUUUAUCAGAGAAAUCAUGGGUCUGGUUUCUAUCCCCUAACACUACAAUCAGUAUUGAUCAAAUAUCUUUCUUUAUAAGACCCUAAAAACAAACCAAAAAAGCAGCCUUAUGAAGAGGGAAGUAUUGUCUUAAAGACCACUCAGAAUACAUGUUAAAGUGAUAGGCACACAUGAGUCAGUAACUGGCAAGAAUUGAGUCUGGGCUUAGGGUUAUAUGCUCAAUAAAUACUUGCUUGAGAUAAAUGGACCAGCAAUUUAAAGUUUUUAAAGAACAUGCAACUUUUAAGUGUCUUUGAAACGUAGAGGGGCUGGGAUUAUGUAUUUCAUUUAAUCAAGACAUUAAAUGAACUCCUGCAGUAUAUUUAAGGUAUUUUGCUAGGUGCUGGGGAGGGAGAGGGUCAUAGGUGAUACAGUCUAAGGAAUAAGUAUCUUUUUAUUCCCAUUUAGUACUUUCGAUGUGCCAAAUGUCAUCCUAGCCCCUCUCAUUCCCAACUAUAUCUUAGCACAAAAAUAUACUCUGAGGCAUUUCUUCAAGGGCUCAAACGGCUUCUCAGAGGGAAGAGUGAAUAUUAGGAAAGAAAGGGUUUUUUUUUCCUCUUAUCUUAAAUAAUGGAAAAUUAUGUCAUUUCUCUUAGUAGAUAAAUUCUCUAAGGUAGGUCAGAAAUGUAGCCCAUAGAAUGUCUUUACAUAUAACUUGAUACCUAUUUGUACUAUUAAUUAACAAAAUCAUCUGCUGUGAUUAAGUAUUCAAGAAUUGUAAGAAAUAUGAUAUUUAAAAAAAUUACAUAGCAUAUGACUAUAACUGCACUUUAAUGCAUUCUAAAAGAAUGUGAACAGAUCAUUUGUUAGGUAAUAGUAUUACUAAUGCUUAUUAACACCUGAGUUGUUUUACAUAAUAAAUGAGUGCUGGUCCCUAGACUGAAUACCUGUUUAUAAGCUUCUUUAAGCUGUGAAACAUGAUACUGAUAUUUAAUGUCAAGAAGCGUAGAACCUGAGUCUGCCAUCUCAGAAAAUGUAUGCGUCAAUGUCGACUUGCCAUUUUUCAACUUUCCUGUAAUGUUGAGAUGUUGCUAUGUGGAUGAUACAAUUGGAAUGUGAUGGCUUUGAGGGUAAAAUGCCCAAGGUUUUAUUUUCUCCUGUAAAUUCAUCAUGAAGUCAGUUUUUCCCCCAUUCUAGAAGUUGCUAAUACUGUAAACAGUAAGGUGUAACAAAAAUUAUUUAAUAAUAAAGAAAAAAUCAACCUUGUAAUAAUGCUAUUAAAAUUAAGAUUCUCAUAUGCA